Messenger RNA from Cajanus cajan (pigeon pea), 1669 nucleotides. RefSeq names its product putative protein phosphatase 2C 60. The record is from RefSeq and is a predicted model, not a curated record. Gene Ontology annotation, molecular function: protein serine/threonine phosphatase activity; cation binding. Gene Ontology annotation, biological process: protein dephosphorylation. Lineage: Eukaryota; Viridiplantae; Streptophyta; Magnoliopsida; Fabales; Fabaceae.
GGUUUGAACUUUGAAGAGAGUGUAGCAUUAACUAGUUGAGUGUGUAUGAAAAAACAUUGGGUGGAUGAAUAGUAUCUGACAAAUUCAGAGGCUCCAAACCCGAGAAAGAAAUAUCAUUCUGUGCUACAAAGUCUUCUUCUUUUCUUUCUUUAUAAUAGUUGCUGUAGUAACUCUGUCUUCUUCCAUGCUCUCUAUCUUAUUUAUCUUUCAAGUUUCUGUCCAAACUCAAACUUAACUCAUCACUUUCUUCAUGUUUCUGACCUGUUAAUUAGUGAAAGGAAUGGGAACAAAUCUCAGCAUUCCCAAAACUGAAAAGUCUUCCGAGGAUGGUGAAAAUGACCAUCUUAGAUAUGGUUUAUCAUCUAUGCAAGGCUGGCGUGGAACAAUGGAAGAUGCACAUGCUGCACAUCUUGAUCUGGAUGAGUCCACUUCCUUUUUUGGUGUUUAUGAUGGACAUGGAGGUAAGGUGGUUGCAAAGUUUUGUGCCAAGUAUCUUCACCAGCAGGUGCUCAAGAAUGAAGCAUACAUAGCUGGAGAUAUAGGAACUUCUCUUCAGGAAUCAUUUUUCAGAAUGGACGAGAUGAUGCGUGGCCAAAGGGGAUGGAGGGAAUUAGCAGUUUUGGGUGAUAAGAUAAACAAGUUUAACGGUAAGAUAGAAGGGUUGAUUUGGUCUCCACGUAGCAGAGAUGCUAAGGACCAAGAUGAUAGUUGGGCCUUUGAGGAGGGUCCCCAUUCUAAUUUUGCUGGACCAACUUCAGGAAGCACUGCCUGUGUUGCAAUUAUUAGAAACAACCAACUUUUUGUAGCAAAUGCCGGUGAUUCACGUUGUGUAAUAUCUAGGAAGGGUCAGGCGUAUGAUUUGUCUAUAGAUCAUAAACCUGAUCUUGAGAUUGAAAAGGAAAGAAUCAUAAAAGCUGGUGGUUUUAUUCAUGCAGGAAGAGUUAAUGGGACUUUAAGCCUUGCAAGGGCUAUAGGUGACGUGGAAUUUAAGCAGAAUAAAUUCCUUUCUGCUGAAAAACAAAUUGUGACAGCCAAUCCAGACAUAAAUACUGUUGAACUUUGUGAUGAGGAUGAAUUUUUAGUGCUGGCUUGUGAUGGCAUAUGGGAUUGUUUGUCAAGUCAACAAUUGGUAGAUUUUGUACAUCAACAACUUCUCUUGGAAACUAAACUUUCUGGGGUCUGUGAAAGAGUGCUGGAUCGGUGUUUGGCACCAACAAUACUUGUUGGUGAUGGCUGUGAUAACAUGACUAUGAUUUUGGUUCAGUUUAAAAAACAGGCCAAGUCCAGUGCACCAGCAUUAGAGCAACCCUCUUCAAAUGACCCAGCUACAUCUGAACUACAAGAGUAGAGAGCAGUGAAAGUAGGUUUCGGGCAGCAACACUGCACACAUGCACUGAAUAGUGUGGACCACUGCUUUCUGCUUAGAAUGAGUCUAGAUGGACUUUUUCACUUUAACUAGCAUUUAUUUCCGAAUUUGUGUUUGUUUUCCACACCUAAGAGUCUGUUUUGCUUGUGCAAUAAGCGGCUCCUAAUGUCAGUGUUUAUAGCUAUUAGCAACAAUCUGCAGGCAUUUUGUGACGUUUAGCUGGUUGCUAAUAACAAGAAAGAUUUUGGUCCCAACUUAGAAUAUAUAUAUAUAUAUGAAAUAUCUCAUUAAAUGAUCUUGUUA